AAGUACGGUUUAUUUUUUAUCCGAAUUUCUUGCCAGUUAUUGGAUGCGUUACUUACGGUUUAUGGAUGCUAAGGACGGUCAUAUUGCUUUGGCUGCUACGAAACUUUCCGUGCGAGUGAAAUCCGUGGACAAAUUAAGGUUUGAAAGGGGUGCCAAAUAAGUGGAAUAUCUUGAAAUUCGAAUCUGAAACAAAUUAUAAGGAGGUGUAAAAAAUUGCUAAGUUGGUGUUAGGGGGAGUGAUUUCUUUUCUGGUAUACGAAAUUUUUGCUUACCAACGAUAGUGGAAAAAGGCAUUUGAAAAAACGCGUGCCAUGGAUGGCGCGCCCCCCGGGGGUGGGGGACCUACAAUAUAUGUAGAUUCAUCCCCCAUUCCCCCCUAUAUGCGUUCGUCAAAUUUUGACGGGCGAAAAAUUUUCUUGAAAGUCCAAAGACCAGGUGAAAAUCCUACACCGCUCCCAAAAAAUCCGUUUUGGUUUUCGUCAUUUGUUGAGGCUAAGAUUGGAAAACCACUUCGAAAGGAAAUCGAUAUGGCUAUCGAUGGUAAAGGACUAAGCUAUACACUUAGUACCUACAACACUAAACUUGCAGAAGAACUUAAAAAAAUCAAAGAGCUUGAUACAAACACCGCAAUAGAAAUUAUUGACCACCCGGGACUCAACAAAACGCUUGGGAUCGCCUAUCUUCAAGAAGCAACCGACAUAUCGGAAGAAGAAAUUUUGAAAGAGUUGAAAAGUCAGGGUGUGACUGCUGUCAGAAAGAUAACGAAAUAUAUCGAAAAGAAACAAGUCAAUACGCCGAUGAUGGUCCUGACUUUUGGCAGUACUAAAUUGCCGAAAGAAGUUUACUUUGGAUGGAUUAAGGUAUCGAUACGAACGUAUUAUGAGAGCCCGAUGUUCUGCAAAAACUGCCUUAACUAUCGCCACACAAAAAAACGUUGCGAUCAGACAACGCGUUGCACACGUUGCGCUGGAAAUCAUCCAAAUACAGAAAAUAGCUGUAAGGAAGUUUUUCGCUGCCCGCAUUGUCCGGACGGCAAAAACGAGCACUCCGCGGCGGGGCGUAAAUGCCCGUUAUACCGCCAUGAGGAAGCGGUCAUUCGUUGCAAAACGGAUGAGUCAAUUUCCUGGGCAGAAGCUCGGAAAAGGGUUGGCCCGUUCAAUGCCAAACCCACCUACGCAUCGGUAACCGAUGCUGACAGUGCUAAUAAGGACAAGAUUAUUGAGAGUCUCUUGGAAAAUGUACAAAAAAUGACUGCUACAAUCGAACAAUUAACUAAAGAAAACCGCAAAAUGGCUCUAGACCACAAAAUCUUCAAGGAGAAGGUUCAAAAUUACUUUAGAGAAAACAAUUUAUCUACAACGCUUACCACACCCACGAGAGAUCGCAGCCAAUCAGCGAGCAGAUCAGGAAAUACGUCUACCACAAAUCAACAGCAACAACUUCAACUACAACAAAAACUUCAACACGAACAGCAACAAGAAGAAGAAAACUCGACCUUCCAAACACCGAAACCCUUCACAAGGCAAUCUAGGAAAAACCAAGCAAACUCAACUGCACAAACCUCUUCAACGGCGAAACCUACGGAUAAGAAGAAUGGAAAACGAGGACCACAAUCUCCCCUGGCAGAGAAAGCAGCUUAUAAAAAUCUCAAACAGAGCAAAAACCACGAAGACAGCGCUGAAGAAGUUCAACUCUCUUCCGAAGAAGAAACAGAGGAUGAGAAUGCUACCACGGAGAAAGGAAAGUUUUUUCGUAAUUAAUAGAAACGAAAACCUAACAAAU
Messenger RNA from Uranotaenia lowii, 1782 nucleotides. RefSeq lists its product as uncharacterized. Lineage: Eukaryota; Metazoa; Arthropoda; Insecta; Diptera; Culicidae. Bases 312 to 1760 code for a protein of 482 amino acids. The transcript has 2 exons. The record is from RefSeq and is a predicted model, not a curated record.